Amaranthus tricolor (Joseph's coat) is the source of this 2024-nucleotide messenger RNA. Its product is annotated as calmodulin calcium-dependent NAD kinase-like. The transcript has 8 exons. The record is from RefSeq and is a predicted model, not a curated record. Gene Ontology annotation, molecular function: ATP binding; kinase activity. Bases 146 to 1912 code for a protein of 588 amino acids. NCBI's taxonomy places the organism in Eukaryota, Viridiplantae, Streptophyta, Magnoliopsida, Caryophyllales, Amaranthaceae.
AAUAAUUAAAUAAAAUUGACUAACAUACACACACCACUUGUCACAUUUAGAAGAAUUAAAUUGCAACCAAAAACGAUUUGCAUGGCAAAGAGUAAUAUUUUCCACUAAUCAUUCCUCUGAUUUGCCAAUUGCCAUCCCUACACAAAUGAUUAUUCUCUCUCCUCAAUCCAUCCAAUCAAUCAGAAAAAUGCAGCAAGGUAAGAUCCGUAAACAUAAAUCAUCAAAAAUUAGUUUUAGCAAUGUAUAUUAUUCUUCUUCAAUGGCAAUAUUAACCUUCAUAAUUACUUAUCUUUAUGGCAUCCUUUCCUACAAGUCUCAUAACAAUUCUCAAUGUCAUCAAUCCUCAGAUGGGUAUGGAAAAUCUAUUUUCGCGAUCCUUUUCGUGUCGUCCGUUGGGUUAAUUGUCGCUGCGGCCGCUUACUAUAAUCAACGCCACCUUAUGUAUAAAAAACUCGUCCCUCGGAUCAAAUAUGAUCGCUCUAAGAGGGUGGUGAAACUCGAGCGAUUUUCCCAUUAUGUAGCUAGGCAAUUAGGAUUUUCGGAUAGAAGGCUUUGCCCACAGCUCAACAAAUUGGCAUCAGAUUAUAUACAAAAAAGAGAGGGAUGGGAGGAAACCAUAUACUCCAUUUUCACCCAAGAUCCAGAUUGUGAUUCGCUCUUCAUCAAGCUUGUCGAGGAAAUUGAACGAUGCAUCCUCAGUUACUUCGCCUUCCAUUGGAGUUUUGCAGAAAUCGCCCUCAAACAGGUGAUGCAAGGACCAGAACCAGAGCCAAAAAAGAAGCUUAAGCAUAUAUUGCUAGCAGCAUCAAGGGAGAAGACGAUUGAGAGAGUGACCAAAGACUUGAAGGUGGCUAGAGUAUUUACCACAUUGGUACAAGAGAUGAAAGCAAUUGGACUCGCUCAACCGAGACCAGAGAUUGAUGAGUCUGAAUGUACGGACGUGAUGGCGCCAGUGGCUUUCAAGGAUAGAAGUCCAGUUCUCCUUUUCAUGGGAGGUGGAAUGGGCGCUGGAAAGAGUACUGUGCUUAAAGACAUUCUCAUUGAACCAUUUUGGCAAGAAGCAUCAGGGCAGGCAGUUGUCAUAGAAGCAGAUGCUUUCAAAGAAACAGAUUUAUUUUAUAAAGCCCUUAGCUCCCGGGGCCAUCAUGAUGCAGUACACACUGCAGAACUGGUUCAUCAAUCAUCAGCAGACGCAGCGGCUUCAGUGCUUGUGACAGCACUGAAUGAGGGCCGGGAUGUUAUCAUGGACGGCACACUAUCUUGGCUGCCCUUUGUGGUGCAGACAAUAACUAUGGCCAGGAAUGUCCACCGUAAAAGGUACCGAAUGGGGCCUGGAUAUCAUGUGGCUAAAGAUGGAACUGUCACAGAAAGCUAUUGGGAACAAAUGGAUGACGAAGAGGAUGAACAAACCAACAUCAAAAAAAGAAGACCAUACCGAAUAGAAUUGGUUGGUGUCGUUUGUGAUGCCUAUUUAGCUGUGAUUAGAGGCAUAAGAAGGGCUAUCAUAUGUGGAAGAGGUGUAAGGGUGAGUUCACAGCUAAAAUCUCACAAAAGAUUUGCAAAUGCAUUUCCACAUUAUUGCCAACUUGUAGACCAGGCCAGGUUGUACAGCACGAAUGCUUUGGAAGGGCCACCGAAGCUGAUAGGAUGGAAGGACAGAGACAAGACCCUACUUGUUGAUCCAGAGGAAUUCAAGUGUAUGAAGUUAGUUGCAGAUUUGAACGAGGAUGCAGACAACAUUUAUGAACUUUACAAGAGACCAAACCCAGCAUGCCAAGACGGAUCUAUAUGGAACGACAUAGUAUCAUCACCGUCAAGGGUAAAUGUGCAGCAGGAACUGAAGUACUCAAUACAAAGAGUAGAAAGGUCAAUUGCAACAGCAAAGGACCGGAGCAUCAUCAAAAAUGUAUGAGAGCCAGAACUGAAUCCUAUGAGGAUGAAAGCCAAAGUACAUUACCCGCCUCUAAUUUGAAUUUCUCAAACCAGGGAUUUGUUCGGCAUAGUCAAAAAUAUGUUUAAAUUUA